AUGAGAGACAGGAUUGUCUACGACUGGGUGAUGAUAUUCUUGAUAUGGGGUUGGCAGUUCUAUAAACUGCUCUACACCGCCUCAGCCCUCUGCAUCAUCUGGCUUUUCCUCUCGCUGACUCCCACCCUCUGGAACCCAACCAACUGGCUCUCCUGUCUCAUGUUUGGCCUCCAAGCGGCGUCCGAGUUCAGCUACAUGCCCGACCUCGACCUCAUCGAAAGUCUUCACAAUAGUGAUGUCUCCGGGCGCUGUCUGUCUUUUGCCGAGAAAGAAAACGCCACCGCCGGUCCCGUAGACGUCGUCUCGGGGUUCUAUGGUCCCGGUACGUAUCUUGCGUGGUUGGUGACUGCUUAUGUGGCAGCAUUCUCCUCGAUAUGGCACUCCAAAUGCGCGCCGAGUGAGGAACGGAGAGAAAGAGACGCGGCGGGUGAGGGUUCGGAGUACUUUUCUCUGCCCUGGUGGGGCAGUCAAGAGUCGGCAGAUGCGCUGGAUGCGGAGAUGGCCAUGGCGCUGCUGUACCCACUGAUGGCGCUGGGUGAUGUCUUUAUCAGGUUGGUACGAUGUAAAAUUGAUCCACAGAUGAGCGCCGCGGUGUUCGUGCUAUUUUCGGCGUUGAUGAUCUUUGGACCAACGUCGAGGCUGUCGUGGCAGAAGGAUGGGGUGGAACCUGAGCUGGAAAUCUUUCCGAGGACGAAGCGAAGUUGGGCGUGGAAAUUCUCGGGGUUCUUGAUCCAUGGAUUUGUUAUCACGCUUAUUGGGGAGCCGUAUGCGUACACCGUGGAGUUGGUGAUCCCGGUGUAUGUCAUGUUGCUUGUACUGACUUUCUUUUCUCUGAUCCGCGGGGAGAGGCUGAGUGAGACAUAUCCAUACCGGACGACGGCUUAUUGGUCUCGGGUUGUGAGGAUUGUCGUCUUCACCAUGAUGCAGAUCAUUUUCUUCUCGGUUGCGCUGGGGAAGAUCGGAUCCCUGGUACCGUUGACGGGGUCGUCAUUGUGGGAUUUCGACCAAAUCGCGACUUUGGGAAUGGCAAUCGUGACGUUGAUGUUCUUCAGAACGCAGAGUGUCGGGUCCUUGGUUUCAAGCAUACGCCACAGGCUAGCAGGAUUUAGACUACUCAAUGGUCCGGAGACUGGUAGCCACACGGAGCUUACGGAUAUUGUUAUUCGAGACACCGAGCAAUAG
Scedosporium apiospermum is the source of this 1182-nucleotide messenger RNA. RefSeq lists its product as uncharacterized. The transcript has 2 exons. Bases 1 to 1182 code for a protein of 393 amino acids. NCBI's taxonomy places the organism in Eukaryota, Fungi, Ascomycota, Sordariomycetes, Microascales, Microascaceae. The record is from RefSeq and is a predicted model, not a curated record.